UGCAGGUUGUCAGCGAUACCCUGGCCGAUUGUUUUAUUUGAGAAUUAUUGGCCUGGGCCCGGAGACUAUGGCAGAUCAGUCGGAUAAGGGCAAUUAUUCUAUGUCCAUUUCAAACAGUUCAAAUAACAGAUCCAGCAGCAGCAGUAUCAGCAUAUCUUGCAGUUCAAGCAGUGACACAGUGGAUGAUUGUCCCUCAAGUUCAGGGUGCAGCUUUGACAUGUUGCAACGAAAAACCAAACGUAAGGACAAGGUGAAGGGGUUUCUGAAGGAGUUAAAGACAAUGGUGAACCUGGAAAAACCCAAAGGGAGCCGUGCAGGAACCCUUUCAACCCUGGAACAUGUCGUCAAUAGCAUGCGGAAAAUCAAAGCUCAACAAAUGGAAAGUGAUAAAGACAGUCGAAGUCAGCAAAGUCGAGAUGACUUGGAAUCUGGUUUUCAAAGUUUUACCACGGCUUCAGAAGAAGGCACAGCACAAAAUACAGAUGAAGAUGUACUGGUGCUUGUUUUGUCGCCCUGGACUGGAAUGGUGGAGAACAUCUCGCAGAAUGUAAAACAUUUGCUGGGCUAUCCUGCAGAAAUGAUGUUGGGCCAGCCCUUGGCAGAGUUCAUUGGUGUACAGGAUCAUUCAACUUUAACUAAACUUCUUUCAUUUGAUGUGUCAGAAAUAGAUAAAUUGGAGAACGCACCUGUAGAUCCUAUGUCUGCUGAAGAUGCUAAAAAGAUGUACUUCUCUUUAAGAACAUACAAAGGCCUUGACAAGGGUUUCAACAUGGGGGCAUGCAAUAGAUUUAUCCCGUUUGAAGUGAAAGUGUUAGUGAAAAGUCUACGAGAAGGUGAAAGCCCAGAUACUGUGAGCAUGGGGCCAGGUCCCACCCCCACCCCCAUACAGCCAGGCCUGAUCUCACACGGAAAGAGAACCUGUAUUGUGCUCAGGUGCAAUGUACUGGAGACAAGCUACAGAGGUCCCCAGUGCACUCCGGAGAACAGAACUUUCACUACAAAACACAACACACAGUUUGUCUACUCUACUUUGCAUCGAAACGCUAUCACCCUGUUGGGUUAUCUACCACAAGAAUUCAUUGGAUCUUCUGUGUUUGAUCAUUACCACCCUGAUGACUUGCCAGAACUCUACCAUAUCUACCACACAGUUGUGUGUAAUGAAGAGAAACCAUACAAAAGCAAACCAUUUCGAUUACGUGUGAAGAAUGGCGACUUUAUUGUGGUGGAGACAGAGUGGUCAGCAAUGAUAAACAAGUGGUCAAGAGAAAUUGAGUUUGUCGUUGGCCAGCAUACAAUUAUCAGAGGUCCGAAUAAUCCAAAUGUUUUCGAAUGCAGUCCUUCACAGGCUAAAGUGGAAACAAAUUCCACGAAUAAGUUCAUUCUGCAGGAGAAAAUCAGGAAACUUCUUACGAAGGGCUCAGAGAGUAGCAGUGGCGAAAACUUGUUUUCGGUUCCAAAAGCAAGAGGGAAAAAGAAAGAAAAGCCAGAGAAAAGCAUUCCCUUUGCUGUGGAGAAAAUUCCAGAAACUGCGAAAGACUUUCAGACGCUGAUUCCGCUAUAUAUUAUGAUCGAAAAUGAAAGGCGAGCACAGAGCCCGUCUGUAUCAGACCCGUUGUCUCCACCUCAAGAUGUUUACGAUGUUAAUCCGUCCAUGACAUAUGAACAUCUCAAUUACAAGACAAACAUUCGAAGGUUUUUGCUGAGCCAGCCAAAGACAUAUUCAUCAGUGGAAUCCGCUGAAAAGAAGUCCUUGUCCUGUUUAGAAGAAGAUGAUGUGUCAGACGAGUAUAUUCAAGCAACCUUGGUUGACUUUGCCAUCCCUAAACCUCCUAGUUUUGGCAGCAGCACAAAGGUCUUGGUAUCAGAACAAGAACCAAGAGAGGAAAUCAAAGAAGAUAUUAUCAUUGCAAGCCCCGUACGAGAAGAGCCCAUGGAAGACGAAAUAGCAGCUCCCAAGGAUCAGGCUGAGGCUUAUCUACCAGUAACUCUGACCCAGGAGACUCUGCGAGCACACACCAAAAUGCAAGAGAAGUUGUACGUGCAGCAGGCCACACAGGAGAUGCAAUUUUCUCCUACAUGUACAUUUGGGCAGACAAUUGGAAAGGGCUCUAACAGACUGAAGCGGGUGCAUUCUCCGGAACGUGAUGUUCUUAGUGACCAUCUUUACCGCAUGGCGAAGUCCUAUCGCACAGACAACAUGGAGAAGAGAUCAAAGGACGUUCUUAAGCCUUUUUUCCCAUUGACUCCUAUGGAGAAACUGUCGAGCCCAAAGGAUCAAGUGCAACCCUUUUCCUGUUGGACGUCCUACGAUCCCACCACAACUCACCCCAGCAAUUUCCCCACCAACCUAACCAGUGCUUACUCACAGGGUAUUCCACUCGUGCAGAUGUCAGUGGCUCCUAACGGCUCCUACUCCAUUCCCACAACCUCAUCCCAUAGCUCCAUACAGUGGCCUUACUACUCAGCCAAUGCUGCUGCAGCUUACCCCUUCUUGCCCCUCUACACACCGAUGACACUGUUGAAGUCCUACAGUAAUGCAGUGUAUACACAGGCAAGCACCACAGGACGCUCCAAGCGGUCACAGCAUCUGAACCGAAUUGCUGAGACCCUGUCUUCAUCCAGCUUGUCUUCACAGGCCAACAAUGAACGCAAGAAACCUUUAUGUGCACGUAAAGCAAAUCCGGGUCAAGGGAACCAGGCAAAUGGCCUUGUUUGGUCUGAGAGCUCUGACUCCUUGGAAGACACCACCUCAUCGUUGUUGUAUUUGCUUGAGUCUGACAGCCACAACAACAGCUCCUGUUUAGAGGAAAUGGAAUUGAUUGCACCAAAGUUUCAGCAUCAUCUGCCAAAGAUGCCCCCAUGGCUACAGCGUACCAAAUGGACAAAGGAAACAGAGUUACAGUAUGUUCUACCCAAGAGGAGUACAUUGCGCAUUCUGAAAGAAGACCGAGAGAGAUUGUCAGCAAUGACCCAUUCUGAUCAGCCUUACCACCAACUGCAGGAGUUAUUGGAGGAACUGAACAAAGUUAACUGCCAUCCUACAAUUGAUGAGGAAGCAGAUGCACUGAUUUUCCCACACCAGGAUAUGGACACAAUAACUCAAGCUGAUGAUGGCUUUUCCUUGAUUUCUUUGGAUGACCCAAAUGCCUGUGGCUGUGAUCAUGAUCACGAUCAUGGAUUGAAAAGCAUCACCCGCUGCAAGAAAGGUAAGCUGAAAGCCAAGCAAGAAUCUUGCCAGGACUCCAAAGAGAGUGGUGACUCAGACACCACACUGUUGAUGAAGGAUGACAAAAAGCAGCAGGAUUCACCCGGUAGUGCCUCAGGAAAUGAGGCUGUCAGCUCAGGCAAGCUGAGUGACACAGCGGAUGUGGACUCUACCUCGUCGAAGGAGUCCAGCAACCUGACUCCAAGCGACCAGCGAAGUAAUGAAGAGGCACCAAGUUCUUUGAAGGAAUCGGAUACUAUGUCCAAAGAGGAGUCGGAUACCUCUUGCAGGGAUCAGAAAGAUACAGAGUCAGACAAGGAAUCAAGAAGCAUUCCCCAGAUAGAUUUUUCAGAGAAAAUUCUGACGCCACUGAAGAUUAGGGUGCCUAAGAUUUGUCAGUUCAGCAAAAUGAAAAAGUUGUCAAGCUGGAUGACAGAAACAACGUUCAAUGAAAACAUCGAGAAAAAAUACCAGUUAAAAAUCAAGUCAAAAGAGGAGGUGUUGGAGGAGGAUUGGAAGCGAUCUCUUGAAAUGGCCCAAUCAGAUGUGGUAAAGGCUCAGUUUUAUGCCUGUCAAGAGGAGAUUAAAGAGAAACAGUUUGCGAAAACAAGAACUGAGCAGCUAAGAAAUGUGAUUAUUACAGAACUGAUGGGAUCAAUGAUGACUCCACAGGAGACAACUCCUGACGCAGCACAAAGUGAAGUGGUCUUGACACAGGGUCCAGAAGCCUCAGCAGGCAGAAACAGUUCUGAAAAUGUGACACAGGAAGGUGACAAUAGCUGUCCAGAAAAUGAUAGCAUGGAGGGAGAGUGUUCUCGAGAAGCAACAUGUAGCUCUCAACAGAUUGUGGAAAAGGAACAUUCCCAUUCGGGAACAGAGAGUGGUAAGACUGAAAAUGUUGGUGAAGACAUGCUUUGUGAAGAGCAGGUAUCUGAUGUGCUUUCUGAAAGCUUGACAUUAGGUGGACAGGCUGGUGAUGAUGAGUCCAGAUUUUCAUUCGAGGGGCUCUUCUCCUCUGUGGGUGAUCAUGGAAUGGAGAUGGACACCCUGGGAGAUGAAUAGAAUCAGGGCUUAUUGUGUUCUGGUGAAAUUCAGAUCUCCGACACCAUUAUGAUGAAUGAUUACACUUUCUACAAGUUUAUGGAUUGCCUUAUGUAGUAGCUGUGUAAGUUGAGUACAGUAUCUGCGUCUUGAUUUAAUCAUCACUGUGUGUGCGUAACGGUCACUUUGUGGAUAAUGGUCACUACAUCUGGAUAAGUCACUGUGUGGAUUACAGUUGUGUGUCUGGAUAACAGUUACAGUGUCUGGACAUCUGUCGAUGUGUCUGGAUAACAGUUACUGUGUCUGGACAUUGGUUGCUGUGUCUGGAUAACAGUUACAGUGUCUGGACAUCUGUCGAUGUGUCUGGAUGUUGGCCACUGUGUCUGGAUAACAGCCCCUUUGUCUGGAUAUCGGCUACUGUGUGUGGGUAACAGUUGCUGCAUCUGGAUAACAGUCCCUGUGUCUGGAUAUCGGCCGAUGUGUGUGGGUAACAGUUGCUGCAUCUGGAUAACAGUCCCUGUGUCUGGAUAUCGGCUGGUGUGUGUGGGUAACAGUUGCUGCGUCUGGAUAACACUCCCUGUGUCUGGACAUCGGUCGCUGUGUCUGGAUAUCGGCCACUGUGUUCGGAUAACAGUUGCUGCGUCUGGAUAACAGCCCCUGUGUCUGGAUAUUGGCCACUGUGUGUGGGUAACAGUUGCUGUGUCUGGAUAACAGUCCCUGUGUCUGGAUAUCGGCCACUGUGUGUGGGUAACAGUUGCUGUGUCUGGAUAACAGUCCCUGUGUCUGGAUAUCGGCCACUGUGUGUGGGUAACAGUUGCUGCGUCUGGAUAACAGUUGCUGCGUCUAGAGAACAGUCCCUGUGUCUGGAUAUUGGCCACUGUGUGUGGGUAACAGUUGCAAUCACCCUAUUGCAGGAAUGGAAAUGAUGUGUCUGUGUUACAUGUACAUGUUGUGUUAUGACAUAACAGCGAUCAAAUAAGUACAUUACAGUUCCUGUGUGUGUGUGGAUUAUGAUUACGGAGUCUGUGGAUGACUAUUGGUGAGUCUGUGGAUUACGAUUGUUGAGUCCGUG
Messenger RNA from Liolophura sinensis, 5318 nucleotides. Its product is annotated as period circadian protein-like. NCBI's taxonomy places the organism in Eukaryota, Metazoa, Mollusca, Polyplacophora, Chitonida, Chitonidae. The coding region runs from base 68 to 4267 and encodes 1399 amino acids. Gene Ontology annotation, molecular function: transcription cis-regulatory region binding; transcription corepressor binding. Gene Ontology annotation, biological process: entrainment of circadian clock by photoperiod; negative regulation of transcription by RNA polymerase II; circadian regulation of gene expression. The record is from RefSeq and is a predicted model, not a curated record. The transcript has 24 exons. Gene Ontology annotation, cellular component: cytoplasm; nucleus.